Messenger RNA from Huiozyma naganishii CBS 8797, 1260 nucleotides. RefSeq names its product succinate--CoA ligase (GDP-forming) subunit beta (gene LSC2). Gene Ontology annotation, biological process: succinyl-CoA metabolic process; tricarboxylic acid cycle. Gene Ontology annotation, molecular function: succinate-CoA ligase (ADP-forming) activity; ATP binding. The record is from RefSeq and is a predicted model, not a curated record. Lineage: Eukaryota; Fungi; Ascomycota; Saccharomycetes; Saccharomycetales; Saccharomycetaceae. Gene Ontology annotation, cellular component: mitochondrion; succinate-CoA ligase complex. The transcript has a single exon. Bases 1 to 1260 code for a protein of 419 amino acids.
AUGUUGAGACUCAACUUGGGGAAACAAUUGUUGGCGCGUACUGGGAGGAGAUACUUGUCCAUCCAUGAGUACAGAUCCGCUCAAUUGCUGUCGAAGUACGGGGUGCAGGUCCCCAAGGGAGAAGUCGCGUUUACGCCGAAGGAGGCCGGGGCUAUCGCACUGAAUAUCCCCACGAGGGAGAUUGUGUUGAAGGCUCAGGCGUUGACUGGUGGAAGAGGCAAAGGCCAUUUUGACAACGGGUUUCAAGGUGGGGUGAAGAUCAUCAAUAAUGAUGUGACUGAUGUUGAGUCCGUCGCGGAGAAAAUGCUCGGUCAUAAGCUUAUCACAAAGCAGAGCGGGCCCAAGGGGAAAUUUGUUUCUGGUGUGUACGUCGUCGAGAAAAUGGACAGCACGAAGGAGGCGUACCUUUCGAUUUUGCUGGAUAGAGCGAAGAAGAUGCCUCUGAUCAUUGCCUCCAGCGAGGGCGGUGUGAACAUCGAGGAGAUUGCGGAAACCAACCCGGAAGCUAUCAAGAAGUUCUGGGUCGGUGCUUCAGAGACGGAGCUAAGCCCGGAACUGGCCAAGCAAGUUGCAAGCAGCUUAGGGUUUGAUCAGCAAGUAGAGGCAAGUGCCGCAGACACAAUCGCCAAGUUGUACAAAAUAUUUAGGGAGCGUGACGCGACCCAGAUCGAAAUCAACCCGCUAAGCGAAGUGACCACGAGUAACGGCGAACAUAAAGCUAUCUGCAUGGAUGCUAAAUUUGGCUUUGAUGAUAAUGCAUUCUUUAGGCAGAAGGAGGUUUUCUCCUGGAGAGAUUUGACGCAAGAGGAUUCCAAUGAGGUGGAGGCCAAAAAAUACGAGUUGAACUUCGUCAAGUUGAACGGUAACAUUGGCUGCCUUGUGAAUGGUGCUGGGCUUGCAAUGGCGACAAUGGAUGUCAUCAAGUUGAACGGCGGGGACCCAGCCAAUUUCUUGGACUGCGGUGGUGGUGCCACCCCUGAGACCAUUAAGAAGGGGUUUGAGUUGAUCCUGUCCAACGAUAAAGUAGACGCCAUUUUUGUCAAUAUCUUUGGUGGUAUUGUCAGAUGUGAUCACGUUGCUCUCGGACUUGUAGCGGCAGCCAAGGAACUAAAUAUCAAGAUUCCUAUCGUGGCAAGAUUACAAGGUACCAACUUGGACGAGGGACGCGAGAUAAUCGAAAAGUCUAGGGUUAAGAUAUACUCGUUCGAUGAGCUAGAUCCUGCGGCAAAGAAUGCUGUUGAACUGGCCAACGGUGCCUAA